This is a messenger RNA of Pongo pygmaeus (Bornean orangutan), 3575 nucleotides long. It is a transcript of the gene SUB1, whose product is annotated as SUB1 regulator of transcription. Bases 115 to 498 code for a protein of 127 amino acids. Gene Ontology annotation, biological process: positive regulation of transcription initiation by RNA polymerase II. The record is from RefSeq and is a predicted model, not a curated record. The transcript has 5 exons. NCBI's taxonomy places the organism in Eukaryota, Metazoa, Chordata, Mammalia, Primates, Hominidae. Gene Ontology annotation, molecular function: transcription coactivator activity; DNA binding.
CCGCAGCCCCAGCGGGGCGGGGCUGGCGUCUGCUGGCUGCCGUCACUUCCGGUUCUCUGUCAGUCGCGAGCGAACGAGCAGGAGGGUGUUCGACUGCUAGAGCCGAGCGAAGCGAUGCCUAAAUCAAAGGAACUUGUUUCUUCAAGCUCUUCUGGCAGUGAUUCUGACAGUGAGGUUGACAAAAAGUUAAAGAGGAAAAAGCAAGUUGCUCCAGAAAAACCUGUAAAGAAGCAAAAGACAGGUGAAACUUCGAGAGCUCUGUCAUCUUCUAAACAGAGCAGCAGCAGCAGAGAUGAUAACAUGUUUCAGAUUGGGAAAAUGAGGUACGUUAGUGUUCGCGAUUUUAAAGGCAAAGUGCUAAUUGAUAUUAGAGAAUAUUGGAUGGAUCCUGAAGGUGAAAUGAAACCAGGAAGAAAAGGUAUUUCUUUAAAUCCAGAACAAUGGAGCCAGCUGAAGGAACAGAUUUCUGACAUUGAUGAUGCAGUAAGAAAACUGUAAAAUUCGAGCCAUAUAAAUAAAACCUGUACUGUUCUAGUUGUUUUAAUCUGUCUUUUUACAUUGGCUUUUGUUUUCUAAAUGUUCUCCAAGCUAUUGUAUGUUUGGAUUGCAGAAGAAUUUGUAAGAUGAAUACUUUUUUUUAAUGUGCAUUAUUAAAAAUAUUGAGUGAAGCUAAUUGUCAGCUUUAUUAAAGAUUGCUUUGUGUGCCCACCACCUAGUGUAAAAUAAAAUCAAGUAAUACAAUCUUAACUGUUGUGGCCUUUUUUGAUCAUAAGAGUUGGUACUGUUUAAGGCCAACAGUAACAGUUUUUAUAGAUCUUUUAGUUUCAACUCAGCUUUUACAAUAAAAAGGAUUUGUAUUGCAUUGAGUUUAUAAACUUUUGGUUUGUGAACUUCAUAUUUGAUCUUUUCUCUACCAAUCAAAUGUCUAGGCUUGUUUGACUUCAACCCCAAUGGUUUUUCACUCUUUUUAUUUUGUUUACUUCAUUUUCCUUUAAUACCUUAAUCUCUUCAUGUUCAGUUUUUACUUCACUCUUCAUUCUUUUCUUUGAUUAUGGUAUGCUUAUUUGGAAAGUCAGUGAAACUGUCAAAAUGUUAUCUCAGUAAGAUACUUGUAUGAGAACUACAAUCACCGAAUCUACUGUAUUCAAUAUUAGCAGAUCUAAUUUGAUAAACAACAUGGCUUGUGUGAAAACUGAGCAGGUGUUUGUUUACCCAUAGUGUUCUGUGUAGUUAUUGCUUAGUCUGCAGAAAAUAAUGACUUAGAUGAGAUGUCUGACUUGCUUUCACUUAUUAAGCAUGUUCACCAUGGGAUGAUGUCUGUAACAUCAGAUAUUGUUCAACUAGACUAGGAUUUAAUAAAAAUUGUGAAAGCUUACUGGCCUAACAUUUUAUUUUAUAAUAUUGAGUAUGAAUUAUAUGUAGCCAGAGAUGUCAUUAAGCUUUACUGUUACAGUAGGUAAUAUGGUUAGUUUGUAGGGGAAAGAGCAUAUGAGCACAUGCUUGUGUAUUUUGGCCUUUGCCCCAGUAGAACAGACCAAUGGCAUUCUAGAUUUGAUGAUACUAAGUUUUAGCAGACACUAGUAAGUGGUUUGUACCAUACUGAUGAAGCAGACAGAUUGAGGCACAGAUUUUAGUGGCUUUGUGGCAAUAAGUAGGGCAUGGUGUGCCUUAGGAAAAGAAUGUUUAUAAAGGGAAUUAUAACUGAAAUUAAAGGCGGCGGCAGUGAAGAGGAAAUAAUUCUCUUCUAUCUAAAUGAUAUACACAUGAUAUUUUGAGAUUUUUAUAACAGCAGUGGAACACAAUUCUAGGUAGAGUAGAAAAAGGAAAGGUUUAAAGACAUAUGAAAGAUUCUUGUUGACAAAUUAUUUUUGGUAGCAAAUCUCAAUGGUUACCUGCUAUUAAGGGCUGCCAUAUUAGAGUUUUGCACUAUUUUGCUACCAAGUUUGAUUCGUACAUCUAAAACAUUUUGUAGUAGCUUGUCAAGGACUUAAUUUGAAAAUCAUUUGCCAGGCCACAUAGUUAUCAAUUUUUUUUUUCUAGCAGCUAUUCUGUUGUAUUUCUAAACCAUUUUUUUGAUGACUUUUUAAAGUUUGCCAGGCCACAUAGUUAUCAAUUUUUUUUUUCUAGGAGCUAUUCUGUUGUAUUUCUAAACCAUUUUUUAGAUGACGUUUUAAAGUAUAUUUAGCAGUAACCUUAAGAGGUUCAAAGUGGUAAAUCUCUUGUAAUUUAGCCUUCAUCAAAUAAUAGGUACCAGUGUAUUAAAAAUACGUAUUUUUUUUUUGCAGCCCCUUGAACCAGAGUAGGUUCAGAGAAACUCCCAAAAUUUGUACUUCAGACACAUCAUGCUUGAUUGGUAACUUCCCUCCUUUUUUGGGGAACAUGUUUGUGUCCUGUUAACUUAAUUGGGUAGAUUUUUAAAUAUUUCUUAUUUUUGGCACACAGAAAGGGUAGUUAGAGUACAGAACUUUGAUUUUUGGUGUAGAUGCAGAGGGAAUGAUGGGUAAAUUUCCUAGGUUUAUAUGAAUUUAGGGGGUGUAUGCAUUUUGAAACAAUCUACUAACAGAUGGUGCUGAAAUCUAUUACCUACGUGUUUUCUAGUUUUUUAGCAUUAUGUUAAUGAAGCCUCCAUAUAAGGAGUGUUUCUCUGGCACAGUUGGUAAGUUGACUGCUAACUUCAUUUAAAUGUGUUACUGGAUAUGCAGUAUACUGAAAUUAUUAAUCAGUUUGUGUAUAGGAAAAGAACUGGGUUAAAAGAAGCAAAUUGUUCUGAAAAGAAAGUAUAGAUUAAUUUUGUUUUCUGUUUAAAUUUUAUCUCCUUGGUAAAGAUUUUUUUCUCCUAGGCAGAAAACUUGGCAUUUUUAGGCAUAGAUACCUUACCUUACCAUGCCAAAAUGAAUUUAAUUCCAGUACUCAGGUUUUUCCCUUUAACAGACUCUAUGUGUAUCAGGGCUUUCUAAUGGGUUUUUCCUCUUAGUUUUUAAAAUGUGAGCAGCAUUUGACCAAUUUCCAGUGCUCUUAGCAUUUUACUUAAAAGAACAACCACUACAAAAGAAAAUCUUUGUAAUUUGAUUGUCUUUUGCUUUGCUUCAUUAAUGCCUAAGAACUUAAGAAUACUCCUACCUCAUUAGCUACUCAAGAUGCUGUGACGAUCAAAUCUAUUCUACAUAAUGUGUUUAGAAACAAAGACUUGGGUGAAAAAUGAAAUAAGUAUAUUCUGACUUGGCUAUUGAGGGGAAAAUUCAGUAUUAAGUGUUCCUCACAAGAGAUAUGUUAGCAGAAUACUGUAAAAGUUUGAAAUUUUUAAAAAGUACUUAAAUUUAGGUAUCCUGAAAUUCUUUGCAGUUCAUUUUUUAUGGCAGUUAAUCCAGUGAAACACUCAAAAGUUUUUUCUUUUUUUUUAAAGUGGUGUUUUUCCAGAUAAACUCUAGGGUGAACAUUCACAUAAUCACAAAUAUGUAAUUCUGUAAUUGUGGAAUGCUUGUAUGCUUUGUUUUCGUACAUCUUCCAUGGAGAUGUCUGAAUAUAAUACUCCAUCUGUGAAUAUUUUAAAUGUUGAAAUAAAAGUAAGAAAUGUG